AUGGCAGGGAAAAUGAUCGACCUGAACAAUUUAAACGUGCAGCAAUUGGCAAAAAUGAAGGAACAGGUAUACAAAGAAGUGAGUUUAAUACAAGACUCGUUGCAAUCUUUGAAGAUGGCACAGAAAAGGUACAUUAGUUCACAAGAGGCGCUCGAAAGUGCCAAAGGACGACCAUCUGGUACAUCCAUGAUGAUUCCUUUAACCAAGUCCAUGUACGCCGCUGGACAAUUAGCCAAUCCUGAGCAUGUGACUGUGUGCAUAGGGGCUGGAUAUUUUUUGAAGCUCGAGAUUAACGACGCGAUUCAAUACUUCAAAAGACGUGUCAACUUCCUCGUGGAACGCAUGGAAGGCAUCCAACAAAUUGGUUUAGAAAAACAGAAGUUACAGAAUGUUGUUACUGAAGUACUAGAGAUGAAAUUACAACAAGCUCAAACUGAAAAUAAAUAA
Molecule: messenger RNA, 447 nt
Organism: Macrosiphum euphorbiae (potato aphid)
Lineage: Eukaryota; Metazoa; Arthropoda; Insecta; Hemiptera; Aphididae
Source: the annotation of a GenBank genome assembly